AUGAACUUUUACCACGAGAUUGUCCAACCAGAAACAGUUCCUAUCGAAGGCCCAGAGAUAUUAGGAUAUAAAGCUGCUCGCCUUGCCGGCCCUACAAUUAUCCAGGAAUACCAUGUAUUGAUUCAAGAAGAUCUGGAGUACCCAUAUUUGACUACUGGGCUUGGGAUUAUGCUCCUACGGGUGCCCAAUGAC
Messenger RNA from Aspergillus ibericus CBS 121593, 192 nucleotides. RefSeq lists its product as uncharacterized. The annotation marks the transcript as partial. The transcript has a single exon. NCBI's taxonomy places the organism in Eukaryota, Fungi, Ascomycota, Eurotiomycetes, Eurotiales, Aspergillaceae. The record is from RefSeq and is a predicted model, not a curated record.